UGCCUUGCAAUACCCAGAUAUAUAUAUAUACAGUAUAUAUACUACUCAUCCUGUGACUUCACACCUUUGUGCACUCAGCUAAAUGUUUCUGCGGGAGUUAUUUUUACUUUUAGCAGACAUGAUAUUUUGAGACGCCAGAAUAUUCUAGCCAUGACAGUUAAAACACAUAUCCUGUGUUUGCACCAUUUUGUGUCUCUGCAUGUCUAGAACAAAUAUAAAGUACUUGCAAGUUACAGCACAAUAUGAUGCAUGAUCCCCAGAAAUGUAAUGGGUUGUUUAUAAUUUCUCAUUUUAUUGGAUGAUUAUUGUUAUUGUAUGCUGACUCUUGCAUUAAAGAGAUCAUUAAACAGCUCAUUUUAGAGCAUAUUUGUUGUCAUUAAAGGAACAGUAGCUUGGAAAUGUCUGCCAUCAGAAAUGAUGAUAAAGAGGCACUUCAUAUUGAUAUUAAACAACGAUUAAACACUGGUUGGAUCAGUGUACCUUAAAAUAUAUUGUAAAUUCCACUGCUAAAGCUCAUUACAGCUUUUUUAUUAUUGCUAGAAACAGGUGUCCUAUUUGGAACCACAUUGACACCAUUGGAAGGGUGUCCUUUUUAACUCUGUGCCAGCAUAUGCAACAGAUGGCUCAUAUUUCAUUACCCUAUUUUAAUACAUUUGGUUCAUUCUAACCUUUAAUUAAUUAUUUAAAGCUUUAUUUUAAUAAAAAGUCCCCCAUGGAUAGCUUGCACCAGUUGUAACCAAUGGCAGAGCUUGGCAGCUGGCCUGUUUGGAGCCUGUCUGCGCCCUCAGCUGCCUCCAGACGUGACAGUCGGCUCUCUGUAUAGACUAUCUGACUGUUGGAAGCCUGAAAUAUUUGAAUGUCAUUGGGGGAGGUCAUCUGUGGCUUGAGGAGGGGGCAGGUCAAUAGGGGUUCAUAUAUGCUUCUGCAAUGUAGCAAGUGGAGACUUGCAUUAUAUGGUGGCCAAAUGGCCCUUUUUGAGGCUCCAGGGCCAUCUGUACACCAAUUUAAAUGGUAUAGUCCAAUUUGAACACCCCUCCAUAUUGAGCUAAAAUGGAAGAGCCUCUUUUGCAGUGUUUGCUGGGAAGAAGAAGUACAGUCGGGAUUGGGACUUUGGAGAGGAGGUAGCAAUCUGAAGAGAUCCUUGGGAAAAAAAGAAAACAAGAUCUCCAUUUGGGACAUCCAGUUUUUCUCACUGCAACGUGAACUAACCAUUAAGACUGUCCUACAAUCUUCCUCCGGACACAAUGGCUGACAAUGAGAUAUUUGAUGACCCAGAGAAGCUGAAGAGGGGUCUAGUGAAGGUUCUGGAAUGUGUGGCCACCAUCUCGUCUGCAGCAGCGGUGGUCAAUCCCAUCUUCGGUGUGGCUGGUUCUCUCAUCCGGGUGGUGCUGCACCACGUGGACGAUGAAGACAUUCAGAAACUCAAACGAGAGUUUGGCAGCGUGAAUCGAGCCCUUGAUGAAAUCUCGCAGCAGAACCGUCAAGCCCUGCUGCAAAUCAAGAAGGAAACGGUGGACAAACAGUACCACGAGGUGGAAGAAAACAUUCGCAAUCAGUUCCGCAAAUUCAUGGAGAUCGUGGAGGCCAAACCGGAGCAAGUGCAACGCAAGAAAGAUGAUUUCGUAGAGAGUUUCAUCAAUGAUAAAGAUGACCAGAACAUGUACACACUUUAUGAAGGCGUGAUGGGGAAGCGCAAACUCUUCAGCCAGCCCAUCCUAGACGUCUACAUGAAGCAUUCGCUGGGUGACCAGCGCGUCAUGGAAAACCUCUGCACUCGACUCGCGUACCUGUUCUGCAUCGGCUUCAUCGCUCUGAUGGGCUACUACGGCAUCCUGGGGGAUGAUUUGGAAUCCCGAAACGAAGAGUGGGAAGAAAAUAUGAGGAACGUGCAGGAGAAAAUGCAGGAGGUGCUGAGGAGAUGCAAGUAAAAGCUUUCUGCACAACCGACGAAGUUGCCUUUGUGCUUUGCCUUUGCCUCUUACACAAAUAGAUUUCAUCGACCUGCAGCUUUAUCUCCCUGAUGACCGCAGAUCAUGCUGAAGUGUACACAGUCAUUUCUUGUGAUCUGGUUCUUUUUUUUCUCUUUUUUUUUAAUCACACAAUCACAUGCCUUCAUGCCUUGCUUCAGUUUAACACUACAUUUACAAGAUAUGUCACACUAAUCUAAAGAAUGCUGGUUGUGGUUAUAUAAAUAUUAUUAAAGCUCAUAAGCAGUGUCACCUUGAAAACUGACUUCAUGAUGAACAACUUGUUUCCUGAAUAAAUACAUAGUAUAUACAAAUGUAUUCUAUAAAAUACAUAUAUAAUUUAAAGAAACCAUGUAUCUAUCUAUAUAUUCAUAAAUGUUGCAAAAUAAAGAGCAUACAAUUUACUGUCUGUGCAAACCAAGAUCACUAUUUCGAUCUGAAACGUUCAUGUUUAUGCAUCUUUUUGGCACAUUAGUAAUAGAUUUAAGUGUGCAUUUAAUUGUCUCCUGUGUGCUUUUUUUUUGUGUGCCAUUAGAACACAUACUGUGUGUUUGUUCAUCCAUAAUCACAUUUGUUUAUCCAUAAAGCACUGCAAUAUACAUAAAUAUACCUGAAUUAUGUGUUUGUGUGCUUUUUUAAUGUCUCAUGGAUUGGAACCCUUGGCCUUCCUAAUCAUUAUUAAAAUACCUUUUUAUUUUUUAUUAUUCAUUCUUUGGAAUGCUGCUGCACUUAUAACGCUGUACAAUAUUGUUACAUUUUUCAAUAAAGAUGAAUAAACAAGGAAUGAAAACUA
Messenger RNA from Sinocyclocheilus grahami, 2760 nucleotides. RefSeq lists its product as uncharacterized. The record is from RefSeq and is a predicted model, not a curated record. The transcript is spliced from 3 exons. Bases 1245 to 1928 code for a protein of 227 amino acids. Lineage: Eukaryota; Metazoa; Chordata; Actinopteri; Cypriniformes; Cyprinidae.